Molecule: messenger RNA, 915 nt
Organism: Trypanosoma conorhini
Lineage: Eukaryota; Euglenozoa; Kinetoplastea; Trypanosomatida; Trypanosomatidae
Product: OB fold-containing protein
Exons: 1
Coding region: 1-915 (304 amino acids)
Source: RefSeq, a predicted model, not a curated record
AUGGAGCUGCACAUUUUUGACUUUGAUGGGACCAUCUUCUACUCCCCCUCCCCGUCCGCGAGGAUAAAGGAGACACACGGGGCAAACGUGUACGCGAGGCUCAUGCGGCCGCUCACGGACAACGGCCUGGGCUGGUUUCAAAGCCUCACCACGCUGCUGCCGCCCGCGGUGCCGACGGCCCCGCCCAUCCAGGAGUGGUACCUGACACCCGUCCUCCGGCGAAUGAUGGAGCUGCGGCAGCGCCAAAGGGACGCCGCCGCCAUCGGGGCCCCGGAAGACGUCAAAAUGUUUGUGCUAACCGGCCGCGACGAGAAGUUUCGCUAUCGUAUUGAGGAACUGUUAACGCAUGGGGGGCUGCGAGACAUGUUGGGCGCGGUGCUGCUGAAGCCGCACGAGACGUACGGCACGGUGAAGUUCAAGCUGGAGGCGUUGUACUCGCUGAUUGCCCAGAACCGCCCCAAGCACGUAUUCUACUACGAGGACCGUGUGGAACAAGGGCAGCAGCUCCUGGACGGCAUCCGGCUGCUCUCGCAGGCGGUUCACCCUGAUGCUCCCGAGUCGCUUUACGUUCACACUGCGGUAUUGAAGGAAAGUGGAGAAGUUCAUCCAACCCUUCUUGAGAGGAGAGAUGGCAAGGCGCGAAGUGGCCCAGCUCUGCGUUGGUGGGAUGAAACCAGGCGACGUGUCGCUCCUGACCCGUUGACAAGCAUUCUUCCCUUCACCUUUACGAUGUUGUUGAUCGAUCCCAGUUUGUCAUCACGCUGCGAGAGGCUGCUAAGCGCGAGUGCGGAGGAUGAGGUUGUUGCGCAACUGCGGUACGAGAGAGACGCGUAUGAAAGCAGCAAUCCCGGGGGGCCGAAGAAGAAGAGUUCUUUUCGUCGUGGCUCUAAUCGCCAUUAUUACCCGAAAAAAUAA